CGCCGCGGGGGCCGGAGGGCGGAGGGCGGAGCGGCCGUCGGGGCGCAUGGACGGGCCCGGGGCGCGGGGCCCGCGGCGCCGCCAUGAGGAAGCAGAGCGUGCGCACGGCCGCGCUCAUCCUGUGCAUCCUGUCCUACCUGCUGGUGGGCGCCGCCGUCUUCGACGCGCUCGAGUCCGAGGCGGAGCGCGGCCGCCAGCGGCUGCUGGCCCAGAAGCGCGGCGAGUUCCGCAGGAAGUACGGCUUCUCGGCCGAGGACUACCGCGAGCUGGAGCGCCUGGCGCUGCAGGCCGAGCCGCACCGCGCCGGCCGCCAGUGGAAGUUCGCCGGCUCCUUCUACUUCGCCAUCACCGUCAUCACCACCAUCGGGUAUGGCCACGCCGCGCCAGGCACAGACUCGGGCAAGGUCUUCUGCAUGUUCUAUGCGCUCCUGGGCAUCCCCCUGACGCUGGUCACCUUCCAGAGCCUGGGCGAGCGCCUGAAUGCGCUGGUGCGGCGCCUCCUGCUGGCGGCCAAGCGCUGCCUGGGGCUGCCGCGGCCACGGGUGUCCACCGAGAACAUGGUAGUGGCCGGGCUGCUGGUAUGCGCCACAACCCUGGCCCUCGGGGCCGCUGCCUUUGCGCACUUCGAGGGUUGGACCUUCUUCCACGCCUACUACUACUGCUUCAUCACCCUCACCACCAUCGGCUUCGGCGACUUCGUGGCGCUGCAGAGCGACGAGGCGCUGCAGAGGAAGCCGCCCUACGUGGCCUUCAGCUUCCUCUACAUCCUCCUGGGGCUCACGGUCAUCGGCGCCUUCCUCAACCUCGUGGUCCUGCGCUUCCUGGCGGCCAGCACCGACGCUCCCGAGCGCGCCGCCCGCCGCUCCAGCCCGCUCCGCCUGGGGGCGCCCGAGAGCCGCGGCCGCUCCCCGCCCCGCCGCCCCAUCCGCGCCCGGGGCUCCACCUCCGUGUCCUCGCGCGUGUACCAGCUGCAGAUGGGGGCCCGCGACAACCUGGGCUUCUCGCCUCCCUCCAGUCCUGAGGCUGUGGGCAGCGGCGGGGCGGGCAGGCUCCCGGCCCGGCGGAAGUCCAUCUGACAGCCCAGCUCCGGCCUGGGCCCAGGGUCACCUGUCAGUGCACCCUCCCCAGAGCUCAGAGAGGGGUGAAGGGCUGUGGCCUCCAGGCCGUCUUCAGCCACGGGCAGUCUGUCCUUCCCUUUUGUGGCCAGCCCCUAAAGCCGCACCAUAAGCACGAGGGCCACGCUUCAGCUGCCCUGUAGGCGCAAAUCCCUUGUGGUUCAAAUUGUUUCGGGAAGGCGUGGCCACAUCAGCACCCCCCAGGAGAGGCUCUCCACCAGCCCGCCCUCUGGAGUGGGAACAGGUGGCCAUUUUUCUGUUGCAACAACAGGCAGGUUUUCCGUGUUUGAGGGGAGAUGGGCGACCUUCAGCACUGGAAUCAGCAGUGGGGCCAGCCACUCACAGCGCCAGCAACACAGGGAUCCGAUGGUCGGCAGGAAACAUCUGUGCAGUGGGGAGGAGUGGCAAAUCCGUACUAUUUAAAUGAUCGUUCAUUCUCUCGCUGUUUGGUGUAGAGUGGAAUUGGCCCAUGUGUGAAUGCAGCACACCCUCCCCUCCUCCUCAUCUGCUGCUCUUCAUCCUUGGCCAUGCCACCUCAGGAUGAGGGGGGCCUUGCUGACAACCCCCACACCCCUGGGGCACCUGGACGCAGCAUCCUGCUGUGGGAAGAGCCCUUGUCUGGGACCUGCCCAUCAUGUGACCUUGGGGAAUGUCAUCUCCUACCUGGGCUUCAGUUUCCAGCUCUGUAAUAGGACCGGAAUCCGCCACCCCCCUCCGCCCCAGCCGCCGUGCAUCUCUAGAAGGUUCCGCGCCCACAGUGGGGCGUGCUGGCAUCCUGCAGCAUCCGCUCCUUCACACACCAACUACCCCUGGCUUCCCAGACAGAACUCUCAACACAAAGCAGAGCGAGCCGGGUUAGAAAAGCCAAAAACUUUAAUUUUCAACAUGAGCUACAUGGUCAUAAACACAAUGCAACGUGAGCCGCACCCGCCCAGGGGCCCCGGAAACCCUCCCUCCCCAAAAUCCCGAGCAGCUCCUGCUCCCGGAGAGGGAGUGAGGGAAAAGCGGGCGGAUGGAAAGGCCCCCAGCCUGAGGACCCCGGGGUCCGGCCUCCCUGCCACCCUCUUAGGAGGCAGCCUUGGAGUGAAAGGGUUCAAGAUGUGCUGCCUGAGGCCCCAGGUUCAAGUCUCCACUUGGCCCUCACAAAGUGCCAGUCCUCAUCGCUGGGAGUGCGGUGGGCACAGUCUGCCUCCCCCACAGGGCAUGUGAGUCAGACGUGACGGCUUUCCGUCCACUCUGAAGUGCUGCUAUACAGACAGGGGGCCCUCCCAGAGAGCCAAGGGGAUCGUUACUGGGGAGCGGGAGGGGGCUUGGUCCCCUGGGCCCGGCACAGCGCUGCUGCUCAAUAAAUAAAUGCAGGUGGCCUUGCCUG
This is a messenger RNA of Mustela lutreola (European mink), 2487 nucleotides long. RefSeq names its product potassium two pore domain channel subfamily K member 15 (gene KCNK15). The coding region runs from base 84 to 1076 and encodes 330 amino acids. Gene Ontology annotation, molecular function: potassium ion leak channel activity. Gene Ontology annotation, biological process: stabilization of membrane potential; potassium ion transmembrane transport. The transcript has 2 exons. Gene Ontology annotation, cellular component: membrane. NCBI's taxonomy places the organism in Eukaryota, Metazoa, Chordata, Mammalia, Carnivora, Mustelidae. The record is from RefSeq and is a predicted model, not a curated record.